Molecule: messenger RNA, 2690 nt
Organism: Fusarium verticillioides 7600
Lineage: Eukaryota; Fungi; Ascomycota; Sordariomycetes; Hypocreales; Nectriaceae
Exons: 3
Coding region: 338-1966 (542 amino acids)
Biological process (GO): biotin import across plasma membrane
Cellular component (GO): membrane
Molecular function (GO): solute:proton symporter activity; biotin transmembrane transporter activity; dethiobiotin transmembrane transporter activity
Source: RefSeq, a predicted model, not a curated record
GGGCUAUAGCUACCCCAACCUGCAAAAGCUAUCCCCCAAGAGUAAAUCUGCAUCGGUUUUAGCGGCCUAGAUCGGCUCACAAACCGCGGAUCUCAUCCAAUUAUCGAUUCGAACCCUCAACUUUUUUUCUUCCAUUAAAUAAAUCCCCUCCACCCUCUUUCUAUUCCCUCUUCCCCUCAACAUCAGUUUCUUCUUUCAUCUUCACUUUUGUUCCUACUACAAAAGCCCUCUCGACUGGCAUUGCCUCUCUUCCUAUUCAAAUCUGCUGUCGUCACUUGCAAUAUCUGAAUCAGACUUAUAGCACGCUCCUCCAUUGCUUUCAAGUCUCGCACUUUCAAUGGCAGAGUCAGCUCAUAGCUCGCUCGCCAGUGGUGGCCAGCAUGAUGACCCCGCGUCCAAGCCUCAUCUUGCUUCUACUGGGCUUGAGAAUCAGGAAGAGGGAAAUGCUCGAGAGGGUGAUUAUGACGUUGAGACGGUAGAGCGUAUCUACAGAAAGAUUGAUCGCCGUAUCAUUCCUGCUUUCUGGGUCCUAUACUUCCUCUGCUCAGCCAUCAGGUCGAAUAUCGGUAUUGCUCAAACUAUGAACAAGGACAAGGGACACGAUCUCAUGACUGUCCUUGGAAUGACUCCAAAAGAUGUCUCGACUGCUCUCGCUCUCUUCUACGUUGCAUAUGUCAUCUUUGACUGUCCCUCCAACCUCAUCAUGAGCAAGCUGAGCCCUCGUCUUUGGAUGGCACGCAUUGUCUUUGCUACCAGUGUCAUUGGAACUUGCUUCGCUGCUGUCAACGAUCCUUGGAGUGUGAAGCUACUUCGAUUCUUGCUUGGACUCGUCAUUGCUGGCAUGUGGCCUGGUAUGGCUUUCUACCUGACCUUGUUCUACCCUCCUUCGCGCACCGGCCAGCGAAUUGGCUACUACUUCACUGCGUCUCAAGUGUCUGCUGCCGUUGUUGGUCUCGUGUCUGCAGGAUUCCAACUUAUGGAUGGGGAGAGAGGCAUUGUGGGCUUCCGUUGGAUGUUUAUGGUUUAUGGUCUUGUUGGUGUCCUUCUGAGCGUUAUCCUCCUGUGGUGGCUCCCCGACCGUCCUCUUGCACCUGGCCAGACCCGACCCAAGACUGGUAUCUUCAAGUGGCUUCCCGCUACCCCUGAGGUUCUCAAGGGCCAAGACGCAGUUAUUCACUACCACGAUCUUCGACGUGUUUAUCACGCUCGACCCUGGAACUUUAGGGACCUAGGCCUUGUUCUGAUUGAUUGGCGUCUCUGGCCCCUGACUUUGAUGUAUUUCGGUGUCGUUGGCGUCGGCAUCGGCACUCAGAUGUACGGAUCCGUAAUCAUCGCCUCCAUCCGACCUGAGGCCAGCGGCGUCGAAGUUAGUCUUCUGUUUGCGCCAAUCUGGAUCAUGGAUCUCAUCGCCAUUCUCAUCGUCACUCCUAUCUCGGAUCGCUUCCACAGAUCUCGGCCUUACUUCUUCUCUGCAGCUGUCUGCAUUCAGAUCGCCGGUCUUCUUACCACUACUCUGGCGACCAACAACGGCUGGGCUCGAUAUGGAGGUCUUCUCAUGGUUGGUUUCGGUCUUGGUCCCACUGUCCCUAUCUGCAUGGCUUGGAGCUCUGAGAUCUUCCAGAAGCGCCAUGGCGAAGUCGGAGUCGCUGCCGCGACUGCGCUCGUCUCUGGUCUCGGUAACCUGGGCAGUGUCAUGACAACCUAUGCUCUCUACACUGGCUGGCCGGAGGAUGCCGCCCCUGGCCCUCACCAAUACCGCAAGAGCAACUACACCAUGAUCGGAAUUCUGUGCAUGAGCAUUCUCAGCUCAUUCGCGAUGAAGGCUCUUCUCACAUAUUUUGGCAACCCACCCAGCAACAAGCUCCAGUCAGACUCGUCUAGUGAGUUUGAGGAUGGUGCAGCCCGGCGAGAGGGUCAGGAGCGCGGUUUCGGAUCUCUUCCUUGGAAGAAGUCGAACCGUGCUUAAGUCUACGGGACUCCCUUGACUCGUCCGCCUGGGCUGCAUCUUCAACAAUCGCCCUGGCUGACGCCUCUUAAUUGAGCAGCUGGCAGUAGCCCAACCUGCUGAUUCGGCUGCCUGUAUCAACAUGGCUAUUCACUGAUGACAAGCCUUGACGAUAUUCACUUCUCAUCCUCAUCCGUUAGGGUCCGAUCGUUACGCCUCGAGGCGUCGCCAAAAUUUCAAUCUGGUAUACAUGCCACUAAUAUGACGGCCUCGACAACGAUUUAUGCUUUGGAGGACUCCCUGGUCUCGCGAACAGCUCGGUGACAAUGCUUCAGCGCUAUCACCCUGCUCCCCUCCCGAGUCCCGACCCUCCGAGCAUCCUCCCAUCGGAUUAUUUUUGAUCUUUUUACUUUGAUAUUUACGCACUGUUUUGCUUUUUAUUAUGAUACCCCAUCAGCGUUUGUACACGCUGUCCUACGAGUUGCCCCAUUUCCCUCGGCAGCGAAAGUGCUUCUACGCCAUCGCUUUGCGGAUAGUGUGUUGAACCAGAGCUCGCGGCGACAAUGCUUGUUACGCUAUCGUUUGGCGAGUUCUGUGGGCGUUUUGUGUUUUUUUUUAGGUGGGAAUGGUUGUAUAUGGCUCUUCGAGCUUGGUUACGGUGAGGGCAUAUUACUCGAUCUUUAUUAUAUAGUUUUGAUUAGCAUAUAAAAUAAAUAAGAUAUAUGCUCUCCUGCUUUAUUUAUCC